Molecule: messenger RNA, 3977 nt
Organism: Rattus rattus (black rat)
Lineage: Eukaryota; Metazoa; Chordata; Mammalia; Rodentia; Muridae
Gene: Adgrg7
Product: adhesion G protein-coupled receptor G7
Exons: 16
Coding region: 245-2602 (785 amino acids)
Biological process (GO): G protein-coupled receptor signaling pathway; cell surface receptor signaling pathway
Cellular component (GO): membrane
Molecular function (GO): G protein-coupled receptor activity
Source: RefSeq, a predicted model, not a curated record
CUGAGAAUCCCCGCCCGUUGAUCUCCGUCAUGAAAAAUGAGCAUACUGCGUACCUUUUAUUCUGUGACUCCAACUACAUUAUUCUGAAUUAACUUCAAAACUCUUAAGACAUGAGAACACCUGCCACACAGACCACUGAAGGGAAGAAUUCUUUUCAUGUUUUAUAACCGUCUCUGGUUACAUUUCUUGACUUAAGGAGAAGCCAGCUGUUUUGCACAUAGUGGUGCAGUGUUUUGGCUUCACCAUGCGUUCCUGUCGAUCCUUCGAUGUCCGGGUCCUGGUGACUAUUGUGUGUGGUUUGCUGACGGGCAUUGUUUUGGGACUGGGCAUCUGGAGGAUGGUCGUAAGGAUCAACAGAGGGUCAUCUGUUUCUGUGUCAAGCACCCCUGUACAGUUCUGCAGGAAUGGUGGAACCUGGCAAAAUGGCAGAUGCAUUUGUACUGAAGAGUGGAGAGGACUCAGAUGUACAAUCGCUAAUUUCUGUGAAAAUAGUACCUUCAUGGGCUUCACCUUCGGCAGAAUCCCAGUGGGCAGAUAUGGACCUUCUUUGCAAACAUGUGGACCAAACACUGUAAAUGCGGGCCAGCCUCAAGCAACUCGGCUGUGUGGUGUUUCUGAGUAUGGAGUGAUAGAAGCCCUAAAUGUUACAAUAGGAAAUUGUGAUAAAAAUCUAGAGAUUCUGGAGAAGCAGAUAAACGACAUCUCGAACAACUCUCAGAAUAUUUCUACAGAUGCUCAGGUUUUAACAACAGAUGCCAGUAAACUGACAGCUGAGAACAUCACUUCUGCUACUACAGUGGUCGGACAGAUCUUCAAUAAAACCAGAAAUGCUAACAGUGAGGCAAAAAAAGUUGCUGUAACCACAGUGAGUCAGAUUUUGGAUGCCAGCGAAGAUGUUUUUCAAAAAGCUGCUGAGAAUGACAAUAGCAACUCCUUUUCCAAUCUCAUUGAACAAAUGGAGAAUUACUCCUUUUCUCUGGGUGAUGAAGCAGUGGUGGAACCUAACGUAGCAAUCCAGUCAGUCAGUCGAAACAGUGAUUCAGGGCCAAGUGUUCUCUUCUCUGUGCAGAAAGGAUCUAGUGAUUCUCUGGUUUCCAGUGAAACAUCUAUUAACAAAACUGCAGAUGAACUCAAGCCAGAUGGACAGACUGAACUUCAGAUCUUACUUAAUACUGGGGGAAAUAAAAACUCCUGUGGUUUUGUGGUGUAUCAAAACCACAAACUUUUCCAAUCCAAAACUUUCACGGCCACAUCAGAUUUCAGUCAAAAAAUUAUCUCCAGCAAAGUAAAUGCCAGUGAACAAGAACAGAAUAACGUUUCUGUGAAAAUGGUAUUUAAUCCCACGUAUGACAAAAGAGAAUUCCAGCUUUACUCCUAUGCCUGUGUCUACUGGAAUAUUUUAAAAAAGGACUGGGACACAGCUGGCUGCCAAAAAAGCAUGAACACCUCGGGGUUCCUCGGUUGCCAGUGCAACCACACAACCAAUUUCGCUGUGUUGAUGAGUUUUAAAAAGGAUUACAAGUAUCCCAAAUCCCUAGACGUAUUAUCCAACAUUGGCUGUGCCUUGUCCAUUGCUGGUCUAGCUAUAACAAUCUUAUUUCAGAUUCUUACCAGGAAAAUCAGAAAAACCUCAGUAACCUGGGUGUUGGUCAGUUUGUGUAUAUCGAUGUUGAUUUUUAACCUCCUCUUUGUGUUUGGAAUUGAAAACUCCAAUAAGAACCUAAAGACAAGUGAUAGUAAUAGUGAUGCUAACCCUAAUGAAAACAAAAUACCAGAAACAGACACCAUUGAAACCCCGAAUCCCUCAUGCACAGCCAUUGCUGCCUUGCUCCACUACUUUCUGUUGGGGACAUUUACCUGGAAUGGACUCAGUGCCACACAGCUCUACUUCCUUCUGAUAAGGACCAUGAAGCCUCUCCCUAGGCACUUCAUUGUCAUCAUCUCAUUAGUUGGAUGGGGAGUUCCAGCAAUAAUAGUAGGUGUAACGAUCGGGAUCAUUUAUGCCCUGAGUGGGAACAAGUCAUACUGGGAGUUAGACUAUCGGCAAGAGGAAAUCUGCUGGCUGGCCGUUCCCAAGAACAAUGAUUUUGCCAGAAGUCCACUUUUGUGGUCGUUCAUCAUGCCAGUGACCAUUAUCCUCAUCACCAACAUUGCUAUAUUUGUCAUAAUCACAGUCAAAGUGUUGUGGAAGAACAACCAGAAUCUGACAAGCACAAAGAAGGUUUCAUCCUUAAAGAAGGUUCUCAGCACGUUAUCCAUUGCCGUUGUCUUCGGAGUUACCUGGAUCUUUGCCUACGCCAUGCUAAUUAAUAACGAUGACAUCAGGAUCGUUUUCAGCUACAUAUUCUGUCUUUUCAACACCACUCAGGGAUUACAAAUCUUCAUUCUCUACACCGUUCGAACGAAAGUAUUUCAGAAUGAAGCUUCCAAAAUACUGAAGUCGCUGUCUUCAUCCUUUGACCGAGCGAAGCCAAUGCCUUCAAUGACCCCGCUGAAACUGCGUAUGAGGAUGUAUAAUAUGCUCAGGUCCAUACCAUCCCUAAAUGAGCGAUUUAGGCUACUGGAGCCCUCUGUACUAACUGAGGAAACAUCACUGUCUUGAAAGUAACCAAGCAAAGCCAAGUGCCGAACGAGACUGUUACCUAUGAUGGUCGUUUCUAUCCAACUCAUAAGAAUUGAUCUAUUUAUGUUAGUCUCUAAGUCUCCCACAGUAUCUUCCUGAAUACAUGUUAAAACUCGCUGUUUAUUAUCACAGGGAGAAUGGAUUUUGUGGCUUUUUGUGGUUUUCACCAGAUUACGAUGUGAACCAAAAGAAGAACUGCACAGUGUCAGGAUGACCAUUGUUAUUAAGUCUGCAUGACACACUUUGACAAUUACGCAGAACUUACAACAAUUGUUUUUUACAAUGAGGAAACAUAUUACCUUCUAGAACAAAGUGGCUCCUGUUGCUUGCAUGCAUUAAACUUUUGCCAAUGGAGUUUGGCAACCAGUGUCCUCUUUAGGAAAAGGUGUUUUGUUUAAAAAAGUGUUUUGUGAUCAGAAUAAUCAACUCUGUAAGAAAUGGAUAGAAUAGAUUAGUAGACGGCUAAACCUCUAGUUAUUUACAGUGCAUGCACACAUACAUGCACACAUACACCUUUUAAUAUCUAUAUGGUUGAUUAUUGAUGAGAUUCAAAAUGAAAAAAUAAACUCAUAAUCACAUGUCUGGCUUUUAGGAGCUCUAGAUAGUCAUAGACCUCCAAACCCUUGAGCUGUGAAUGUCUUCCACUGCAGUGUAGGGAGAACCCCCUCUGAACUUAGGAGAUAGCUUCUUUGAAUUUUUGCUUUUUGUUUUGCCAGAAAACAGGCUUCUCCUGUGAGUGAAUGAACUAAGGAGCUAACAAGUUUCCUGUGAGCUUAGCUCAGGCUUCUUCUCAUCAUUCCCUAAAGACUGCAUUCUUUAGGGGUUUUUUGUUGUUGUUGUUUUUGGUUUUUUUUGUUUUGUUUUGUUUUUUAAUCUCUUUUAUAGCUGCAUGUACCUUGUGCAUGCAGUGUCUGUGGAGGCCAAAAGAGGGGUCAGAUCCCCUGGGACAUGCUGGUGCUAGGAAUUGAACCUGGGUUCUCUGGAAGAGCAUCCAGUGCUUUUAAAUGCACCAUUACUCAAAGAAUGUGCAUGCUCACAGAAAUGGUUGCUGUGUUCAGAAGUACUGAAGAAAAACCAUUCCGAAAGACCCAUACUCUAAGUGGCAUUAUAGUGCUACACCUCGAUAUGGGCUGGACAAAGGAAAAUAAGAUGUGAUGGACUCAAAAUUUUAUCAGAUGAAAAUAUCCCUUAAGCCCUGAGAACGUGUGUGUUGGGGGUGUGUGGGGGUGGCUCGGCCAGAGGAGGAUGUGAUUUCUGUUUCCCUUGAUGGCUAAAGUUAUUUGUUUUUUCAGUAUUUUUGGAGUAUACCAAGUAAAAUUCAAUAAAAUGUUCCUUUAAUUAUGCAAGGUCCACA